AGAGAGAGAGAGAGAGAGAAGCCUCAGUGUAGAGCGGUGCUCGAAAUCAUAGAAUGUCAUAGUGACAAGAGGCGCUAGGACGAGGCUGGGGGAAGCAACUUGCAUAAGGACCCACUUGCAGCACAGGCCAGAGGCAGGAUUGGAUCCCUUGUCAUCAGGUCAUUCAUCUUCAAUUUGUCUAAAGUAGUGUUCCAAAAUGGUUUAGCCAUUUCUCAUUAGCCUUAGUUAGCAUCCUCCAAUCAAGGACUAAGAGUAACCCCAGCACUCAGGUAAUAAUGGACCCUUUCUCAAGCCCCUAAGCAUCGAGAACACGUUUCAUAGAACGUUCACUGCCAUCCCCGCCUCUUACUUCUGAUUACAGCUCCCUGGAUUGCUGCAGAAAUGUCCCACAGGAAAAUGCACCUGGCUCUCUCUCUGGCCCUCAUCCUCUGUGGCCUUUUUAAUAGCAUCUUCUGUCAAGUGAAACAAAGAUCCAAAUGGAGCAUUUACCCAGUCUCGUCAUGGGAAGUUUCACCUGUCCACCACAAGAUCGAAGCUGGCAAUAAGGCUUUUGCCCACAAAUUGUUCAAAACCCUGUUAAUGGAGCAUCCCAGAAAGAAUAUAAUCUUCUCCCCUCUGAGUAUCUCUGCCUCCUUCGCCAUGCUUUCCCUGGGGACCAGAUCCACAACGCUCACCAACCUCCUUGAGGGCCUUGGAUUUGACCUCAAAGUCAUCAAGGUAUGGGACGUGCACCAUGGCUUCCAGAGUGUCAUCCAGAUGCUGAAGCAGCUAAAUAGGGCAGGCCACCUGAUGCAUAGGGACAUGCUCUUUAUUGAUAGCAAUAGGAAGAUCAACUCACCGUUUCUGUGGGACACACAGGCGAUGUAUGACGUGAGGGCCCGGAUGAUUGACUUCCGAGAUGUAGUAAAGACCAAAAAGCAAAUCAAUCACUUUGUGGCUGAAAAAACUCACAAGAGAACCAAGGAACUCAUCACCUCUCUGAACCCUCAUACUUUCCUGUUUCUUGUAGACUACGUUUUCUUCAAAGGCACUUGGGAAAUGGCUUUUCAUAGCAACCUCAUGCACAAGGAGGACUUCUUUGUGGAUAAACACACCACAGUGCCGGUGGACAUGAUAUGGAAGACGGGACAAAUGAUUUACAGCCGAUCGGAGGAGCUGUUUGCUACAAUGGUUAAAAUUCCUUUCGUUGGAAACAUGUCCAUAGUCCUUGUGCUCCCAGACGUGGGACAGCCUGACUCUGCUGUAAAAGAAAUAGUUGUUCAGAGAGCUACACUCCUGCAAUCCAGUAAUAUGAGAUGGGUGCACAUAAUUAUGCCCAAGUUCAAGAUCUCCUCCAAGAUAGACUUAAAAAAAAUUCUUCCCAAGAUGGGCAUCAGUAAUGUGUUUACUACAGGAGCAAACUUCUCAGGCAUCACAAAGGAGGAUUUCCCAACUAUCUUUGAGGCGAUGCAUGAAGCCACAAUGGAGGUGAGCAAGGAAGGCAAGAUGGACACCUCCAAGGACAUGGACUCAAGGAACACCAUCGCCUGUCACACAUAUACAGCAACCCCUUUGGUUGUAAAAUUCAACAGACCUUUCUUCCUGUUUGUGGAGGAUUGGAUGACUCAAAGAGCAAUCCUCAUGGGCAAAGUCUUCAACCCCAUAGCUGAGUAGAAAUGGGGCCGGGUUCCACAGAGUUGGAAUUCAGCUGUUCCUGAAU
Canis lupus familiaris (dog) is the source of this 1699-nucleotide messenger RNA. RefSeq names its product serpin peptidase inhibitor, clade A (alpha-1 antiproteinase, antitrypsin), member 14 (gene SERPINA14). The record is from RefSeq and is a predicted model, not a curated record. Gene Ontology annotation, molecular function: serine-type endopeptidase inhibitor activity. The transcript has 4 exons. The coding region runs from base 382 to 1653 and encodes 423 amino acids. Lineage: Eukaryota; Metazoa; Chordata; Mammalia; Carnivora; Canidae. Gene Ontology annotation, biological process: negative regulation of endopeptidase activity.